UUUUCUAGAGGCAACCACCCACGUUCUCUCUCUCUCUCUCUCUCGCUCUCUCUGGACCAUGCAUGCAGCGAUGACUGAUUCUACUAGGUGCGAUGUGGUCCAGAAGGUAAACUUCCCAACCCCAAGAAGCUUUUUCACUUCAUUCAAAUCUGAUCUUAAAGAGACAUUCUUCCCCGACGAUCCCUUCCGCUACUUCAAAACCGAACCACAUCAACUAGGUCGAGCCAAGAAGGCAAUCAAAUACUUCAUCCCUGUCUUCCAAUGGCUUCCCAACUACAACUUCCGUCUCUUCCUCUACGACAUCCUUGCCGGUAUCACCAUCGCUAGCCUCGCCAUCCCUCAAGGGAUUAGCUACGCUAAGCUCGCUAAUAUCCCUCCUAUCAUUGGCCUCUAUUCGAGCUUUGUUCCUCCUCUUGUUUAUUCCAUUUUUGGUAGCUCAAGAGAUCUUGCAGUGGGGACUGUCGCCGCUGCUUCAUUGCUACUCGCUUCAACUCUUGGAGAUAAAGUAUCUGCUAAGGACGAUCCCGCAUUGUAUCUCCGCCUGAUUUAUACUUCCACUUUCUUUACCGGAAUUUUUCAAGCGGCUCUUGGAAUCUUCAGACUUGGGAUUUUGGUAGAUUUCUUGUCGCAUUCGACGAUCAUUGGAUUUAUGGGAGGAACAGCCACGAUCAUUAGUCUGCAACAACUUAAGGGCAUGUUUGGUUUGACGAAUUUCACGUCCAAAACCGAUUUAAUCUCUGUUAUGUAUUCAGUCUUCAGCCAAAGGAAGGAGUGGAGAUGGGAGAGUGCAGUUGUAGGAAUAUGCUUCCUCGUCUUCCUCCUCUCCACCAGUGGCCUGAAGAAGAAGAAACCAAAGCUGUUUUGGGUGUCGGCAGUAGCUCCAAUGGUGACUCUAGUGGUGGGCUGUGUUUUCGCUUACGUGGUUCAUGGAGACAGGCAUGGCAUUCAAAUUGUGGGUCACUUGAAUAAAGGAUUAAAUCCUUCUUCUCUUAAACAAUUAAACUUUGAAUCUGAGUAUCUUCCUGUAACAAUAAAAGCUGGGAUCAUCACAGGCAUCUUGGCUCUAGCCGAAGGGAUAGCAAUAGGAAGGAGUUUUGCUGAAAUGAAAAACUACCAAAUAGAUGGGAAUAAGGAGAUGAUAGCUUUUGGGAUUAUGAACCUUGUUGGCUCCAUCACUUCAUGCUACUUGACCAGCGGCCCAUUUUCAAAAUCUGCUGUGAAUUACAAUGCAGGAUGUAAGACACAAAUGUCGAACGUAGUGAUGUCUAUGUGCAUAAUGUUGACUCUCUUAUUCUUAGCUCCUCUCUUUAGUUACACUCCUCUUGUGGCUCUCUCUGCAAUAAUCAUGUCUGCUAUGCUUGGGCUCAUCAACUACAAAGAGGUUUAUCGCUUAUUCAAGGUUGACAAGUUCGACUUUUGCAUUUGUAUGGCUGCUUUCUUGGGUGUCGUCUUCCUUAGCAUGGACGUUGGCCUCUUAUUAUCUGUAGGAAUCUCAAUAGUUAGAGCGCUUCUAUAUGUAGCUAGGCCUGGUGCUUCCAAGCUCGGGAACAUACCAAGCUCAACACUGUUUCAUGAUGUAGAGCAAUACCCUAAUGCAACUUCGGUCCCAGGCACUCUCAUCCUACAACUGGGAUCCCCUAUUUACUUUGCCAAUUCUGCUUAUAUCAAAGAAAAGAUCACAAAGUGGAUUGAAGAGGAGAUGGACGUUAAAAACUCAAAAGAGCGUGAUCUUGAGCAUCUAAUACUAGAUUUUGGAGGAGUUACAUCUAUUGACAUGACUGGCAUUGGAAUGUUAUUUGAAGUACACAAGAAUACUGCAAUGAGAGGAAUUAAGGUAGCCCUAGUAAAGCCUAAGGUAGCUGUGUUGGAAAAGUUAAUGCUAUCAAAAUUUAUUGAUUCUAUUGGGAAGGAAUUUGUGUUCUUAUCAAUUGAGGCAGCGGUUGAGGCAUCCCAUUUCAUGCUUAAUGAGUCAAAGGAUAACAAAAAUAAUACAGGACCCUCAACCAGUACAGAAAGCAAUAUUUAUGUAACAAAUGACAAUGAUCUAUAGUCAAAUCACCUGAUGACGUUGACCCCUAGGUUAUAUUGAUAGAUUUCAUUAAGUUGGUCAAUUGAUUUGGUACGAUUUCUAUUUCAAUUCGAUGGAAGUACAAAGAUUCUAUUCUCGAAAA
This is a messenger RNA of Macadamia integrifolia, 2171 nucleotides long. RefSeq names its product probable sulfate transporter 3.5. The transcript is spliced from 12 exons. Gene Ontology annotation, biological process: transmembrane transport. Gene Ontology annotation, molecular function: secondary active sulfate transmembrane transporter activity. NCBI's taxonomy places the organism in Eukaryota, Viridiplantae, Streptophyta, Magnoliopsida, Proteales, Proteaceae. Gene Ontology annotation, cellular component: membrane. Bases 59 to 2050 code for a protein of 663 amino acids. The record is from RefSeq and is a predicted model, not a curated record.